GAGAGGCCUAAGCUGUCGGCGCAGAGUUGAGUUUACUGGGGCGCGACGGGUUUCGUUAAAGGCCCCCAGGAGCCGGUGGGAGCUGUAGGGGUAACCAGGCAAGACUCUAGACGCUGUGGGCGCCGCGGCACUCAGGAGUCCCCCUACCGGAGAGCGUGCCCCCCUUCGCCCGGCUCCUGGUUUUCUCCGGCUGCCGGCCCGCUCCCGGAAGCCGUGCAGCUGGUAACAAAGAGCCCGCCAGGCCGCCGCUGCCCGUGCUGCGGGAUCCAGGAGCCGGCGCAACUGCUGGGGUUGAGCGCAAGUCGGGCCAUGAGUCCAGGUUCGCGGCGGUGAGGGGCGGCGGCCGGCGGCCGAGGCGCUGGUGCGGGCCGAGAGGCGGGUGCCUCCUUCCUCGCCGCCCGCGGGAGCCGGGGUGCAGGUGCCUCUCAUCUCCCACACAGGAGAGCGGCUUCACGACCUUUCCCUGGCGGCGCCUGGCCUUCAACUGCAGGAGAUCGAAGCUCAUGCCCGGCUGCCAAACCCUGGAUUUCUCUGCAGGACUCCGAGAGCACCGGGUUCUUACCCGAGGUGUCCUGAAGCUUUGUGUGAAGAAGCUGAGGAAACCCGACGGUUUUUGCUUUUAAUAAAAAGUUUUUAUAAGUGUGCAUUUUUAGAGAAUUUUGCAGAGUUUGAAGUACUCGCUACCUCUUCGCACCCUUUUUCUUGCUCCUGGAGUCUUUCCUCCUCAGCUGUAAACAUUUCUACUAUUGGAGCAGACCAGGGAUGAACAUUUUGUAAUUGAAAGUGUAACUUAAAACCACGUCGAGACUGUAGUCAAGAUGGACAAAAAGUCCUUUGAAACGGUGUUGGAUGAAAUUAGAAAGGCUGUUCUGACAGAGUACAAAUUAAAAGCAAUUGAAUAUGUGCAUGGAUAUUUCUCUAGUGAACAGGUGGUUGAUUUACUGAGAUACUUCUCCUGGGCUGAGCCUCAGUUAAAGGCAAUGAAAGCAUUACAGCAUAAAAUGGUGGCUGUUCACCCAGCAGAAGUGGUCAAUAUACUCAAUUGUUUCACCUUCAGUAAAGACAAGCUAGUUGCUCUUGAACUGUUAGCUUCAAACAUCGUUGAUGCACAGAACUCUCGUCCCAUCGAAGAUUUAUUCAGGAUAAAUAUGUCUGAGAAGAAACGAUGCAAGAGAGUACUGGAACAGGCUUUUAAGGGGGGCUGCAAAGCUCCUCAUGCUAUGAUAUCUUCUUGUGGAACCAUCCCAGGAAAUCCAUAUCCCAAAGGAAAACCUAGCCGCAUAAAUGGAAUUUUCCCAGGAACCCCCUUGAAAAAAGAUGGUGAAGAAUGUACUAAUGAAGGCAAAGGAAUAGCUGCACGGAUUCUUGGACCGUCCAAACCGCCUCCUUCAACGUACAAUCCACAUAAGCCUGUUCCCUAUCCAAUACCUCCAUGCCGGCCGCACGCAACCAUUGCACCAAGUGCUUAUAACAAUGCAGGUCUCGUCCCGUUAGCCAACGUCAUAGCUCCGGGUGUACCCCCUCCACCUCCAUAUACUCCUAAUCCAGUAGGAACAGAAAAUGAAGACCUUUCCAAUCAGUCAAAACCUACACAGAAUCAAACGUUUUCUACCCCAGCAAGUCAGCUCUUCUCUCCUCAUGGUUCCAAUCCUUCAACGCCUGCUGUGACUCCCGUCCCUACGGCGUCCCCAGUGAAGGCAGUAAACCAUCCAUCAGCAUCAGUAACUGCGACCGUGUCCGGACUGAACAUGGCGAAUACCGUCCUUCCCGUGUUCCCAGGGCAGGUCUCCUCGGCCAUUCAUACGCCUCAGCCAUCAACGCCAAAUCCAACGGUUAUCAGAACCCCUUCUCUGCCUGCGGCACCAGUUACCUCUGUCCACAGUACAACAUCAGCUCCUGUCCCGUCGGUUUUUUCUGGCCUGGUGCCCCUGCCAGGUCCUUCCGCUCCUCCUGUCCCAGCCCCUCAGGCUACGUCCACACCUCGGGCCACUCCUGCUUCCAAUGAAACAUUUGCUUCGACUUCUGCCCCUUUCACUGGCCUCCCUUUUCCUGCCACCUCUACUGCUGCUUCUACCAACAAUGCCAGUUCUGCUUCACUGUCGUCAGUGUUUGCAGGUCUGCCCUUGCCCUUAACGCCGACAUCCCAAGGGGUGUCCAACCCUGCUCCCUCUGUCAUUGCCGGGGGCUCUGCUCCCAGUGUGGCCUGUCCGCUCGGUGUAAAUAAUCCCCUUCUGUCUGCUUUGAAAGGCUUUCUGACGUCGAAUGAUACCAACUUAAUCAACUCCUCCGCUCUGUCCUCUGCUGUUACAAGCGGACUGGCUUCCCUGCCUUCUCUCACUAACCAGAACUCCGAUUCACCGGCUUCAGGCUCCAAGUGCUAUGCCCCCUCGGCCGUUCCCGCCCCGCCGAGGUCCACGCCCGGGCUGGCCAUGUUCCCCAGCCUGCCCUCGACCGCGGCCAACUCCGCUCCCACCGCGACGACUUUGCCCGCACCCUCUCCGCUGGUGACGCCCACGUCGUGCUCGGCUUCGGCGCCGGCCAGCUGUGGCUCCUCCGCUGCGCUCUUGCAGGGCCCCCACGCGAGUAACUCAGAGCUGCACGCGGCGUCUGCCCCAGCUGUCACAACCCUGCCCGUCAUGAUCAAAACGGAGCCCACCAGCCCCACCCCCUCGGCCUUCAAAGGCCCCGCCCACUCUGGGAACCCCGCCCCCGGCACCCUAGGUCUGUCAGGGACGCUGGGCCGCGCCUACACGUCAGCAUCGGUGCCCAUCAGUUUGUCCACCUGCCUUAAUCCUGCGCUGUCGGGCCUCUCCGGUUUGACGACUCCCUUGAACGUGUCCAACCCCAUCUCCAUCGCCCUGCCGCCGCACGCUUCCUCCGCUCCCAUCACGCCGGUGUUCACUGCGCUCCCUCCGUUUACUUCUCUGACCAAUAAUUUCCCUUUAACGGGCAACCCGCCUCUCAACCCGUCCGUGUCAGUGUCUCUCCCAGGCCCCUUGAUAGCCACCUCGUCCGCCGCUGUCACGUCCGCACCCGGCCCUCCGCCGAGUUCCAGCGCAGCCGUUCUCUCAGGGCUCUCCGCCUCGGCGCCGGUGUCGGCGGCGCCUUUCCCCCUCAACCUGUCCGCCGGCGUCCCCUCCCUCUUCUCCGUCACGCAGGGACCCCUGCCGUCUUCCAACCCCUCCUACCCCGGCUUUUCGGUCUCCAACACCCCCAGCGUCGCCCCCGCCCUGCCCUCGUUCCCGGGGCUGCAGGCUCCGUCCACGGUGGCGGCCGUCACCCCGCUGCCCGUCGCGGCCACCACCCCGUCGCCCGCUCCCGUGCUCCCGGGAUUCGCUUCAGCUUUCAGCUCCAAUUUCAACUCUGCUCUCGUUGCACAAGCCGGCUUAUCAUCUGGCCUUCAAGCUGCAGGCAGUUCUGUGUUUCCUGGCCUUCUGUCCCUCCCAGGUAUCCCAGGGUUCUCCCAGAACCCUUCACAGUCCUCCUUGCAAGAAUUACAGCAUAAUGCCGCUGCACAGUCAGCCUUGUUACAGCAGGUGCACUCAGCUUCGGCUCUGGAAAGCUAUUCAGCUCAGCCAGAUGGGUUUCCUAGUUAUCCUUCAACACCAGGAACACCGUUUUCUUUGCAACCAGGCUUGUCCCAAAGUGGGUGGCAGUGAAUAAAUUUUAAUUUGUAUUCUCCUUUGGAGCAACAUCAGAAAUGCCUAAGGACUGCAGUGAACAAUCUGACUAAUGUCAAGUUGGCGA
This is a messenger RNA of Neogale vison (American mink), 3747 nucleotides long. RefSeq names its product proline and serine rich 1 (gene PROSER1). NCBI's taxonomy places the organism in Eukaryota, Metazoa, Chordata, Mammalia, Carnivora, Mustelidae. Bases 819 to 3659 code for a protein of 946 amino acids. The record is from RefSeq and is a predicted model, not a curated record. The transcript has 13 exons.